UUUCCAGGACUCUUCUUGAGCCAUUUCCACCUCUCAGCCAUGAAAGGAACCGAAACUGCACAAACUUUGUAAGAUCCUCCCAGACUGGGCCAAUUUUGAUCCUGGUAUUCCUGGCUCUCCUGCUGGAGGACUGCUGUGCCUCCUCCUCCUCCUCCUUGCAUUCCCUCUACUAUUCUUACACCUUCCUCUCAAAGCCCAGCCAAGGGCUCCCCCAGUUCAGCAUCCUGGAGUCUCUGGAUGGUCAGUUUAUCGCUCACUAUGACAGCCACACGAAGGAGUAUCGCUCUCUAGUGCCUUGGAUGGAGCAGGUGAAGAAAGAAGAACCCCUUUGGAAGGAAUACAGUGAAAUAGCAAAGAAGGCAGAGCAGGACUUUGGGAGAAAUCUGGUAACCCUAAAGAAGUACUACAACCACAGUGAAGGGUUUCACACCUUGCAGUGGAGGUAUGGUUGUGAGCUGAGCUAUGGUUGUCCACGAGGAGGUUCUGAUCAAGACAGUUAUGAUGGGAUGACUUUUAUCAGCUUUGACAAGGAGACCCUCAGCUGGACAGCAUCUGACGCGGCAGCUCAACUGUCCAAGAGGAAAUUGGAAGGGAAUCCAUCAGUUGCCAAGCACAUAAAAUACUACUUGGAGGAAACUUGCAUUGAAAUGCUGAGGAGACGCAUUACAUAUGGGAAGGAGGCUCUGCUGAGGAACGAACCAAUAGCGACUGUCACGAGUAAGGCAGAGGUCAUCCAAACCGAAACACACAUCUGCCGAGUGGAUGGCUUCUUCCCCAAAGAUAUCAAAGCAACCUGGAGGAAGGAUGGAAACAUCUGGCUGCAGGAUACUUUGCAUGGGUUGGUUGCCCCCAACUCAGAUAGGACCUAUCACUUCUGGCUCAGCAUUAGGAUCAAUCCCAGUGAACGGAAUCGCUUCCAGUGCCAUGUAGAGCAUGACAGCCUGAACAGUCCCCUGAUAGUUGUUUUGAAAGUGCCAGCACCCCACCCAUUGUCCAUUAUAAUGACUGUUCUGGCAGCCACCUUCUUUGCCACAGCUGUUGUUUGGAGUUCAUUCUUGGUGGUAGACAUAUUCUGUUACUGGUAUAUGCAAAAAUUGCAAGAAUAUUCAGCAAGUGAUAAAGGAUCCAACAGUUCAGACCAGGGUGAAAAACCAGUCAAGAUGCUAUGUAGUAAGUAA
Notechis scutatus (mainland tiger snake) is the source of this 1178-nucleotide messenger RNA. Its product is annotated as class I histocompatibility antigen, F10 alpha chain-like. Lineage: Eukaryota; Metazoa; Chordata; Lepidosauria; Squamata; Elapidae. The record is from RefSeq and is a predicted model, not a curated record. Gene Ontology annotation, biological process: immune response. Gene Ontology annotation, cellular component: external side of plasma membrane.